GCCCUGGACGACAAAUGGCCCCGACUUGAAGCCUCCCUUGCCCCUUUCUCGCACAAGCUCCGGCGCCUUGGGCACGGCCGCCUGGCCUGCCGCCUUGCACGGCAUCAGCUCGUCACCUCUCGGCGAGCGGCGUUUCACCAGGAUGCGAUCAGAUGCCAUGAAAUCCAUUGGCUUGCGCGCACCUGGUGCGAAUCCUCUUGUGCAACUCUCCUUGGUGGGGUUCUCCAUCAAUGACCCAGGCUUCUUCGCUUUGCAGGCUACUUUCAAGGAUGCCAAGUUCCUUGCAGGACAGGAUGCCCUGACCCCGCUUCUGGACCUAACCGCACGGGACCUGCGUGUGGUCCCGGGGCCUGCCACCCUGCUUCUCCAAAGGGCAAACUCCGUGGGCUUUCAGUGGGAUGUUGAGCAGCAGGUUUUUCGGGAUGAAUAUGGCACGAUGGGCUUGUCAGAAGUGCUCCAGCGGUUGGUCUUUCGCUGGCAGAACCAGGUGCAGCAUUCAUUGACCCGCCAGCCAACUUUCGAAGGAAUGGAGGAUAUGGAGCCCCAUCUCACCAAUCUUGUUGCAGGCCAAGUGCCAGCCUUGACACGAGGCCUGCUUCGGCUUUCGCUCAAUGGUACUUUCUUUACGAACAAUGCCUUGAAGCGUGCAGGACAGGCUGAUAGUCCCUUCUGUGACUUCUGUGGCUGCUUGGAUUCCAUUCGACACCGCUUGCUUGAUUGCCCCUUCUUUCAGGAUUGUCGACGGGAGUGCCGCCUUGACCAGGCGCAGUUGGAAGGCUUGCCGGCGGCACAGCUUCUCCAUGCGUGGGCCCCUCGCCCCCCCUCUUUGGAUGAAUUCCGCAGGCGCUUGAUAGAUACUGAGGGGAAUCCAGUGGACUUCCACCCUUUCCCGGUUUUGGAGGGGUACCAUCUUUUCGUAGACGGUAGCUGCUUGCGUCCUACCACUCGGCCGCUGAGUCUGGCCUCCUGGGCGGUCAUAAUUGCCUCUCCUGUUUCUUAUGACAUGCCGAUCCCCCUUGCUGAUGGGGUUGUUCCAGGGUUGCUUCAGUCGGCAUUUCGGGCUGAGCUUUGUGCCAUGGUUUCGGCUUUGCUGUUUUGCGUUCGGGUUGCAAAGAGGACCUGGAUUUGGUCUGACUGCCAGGGGGUGGUUCGAAGGGUUCGUAGUUUUCUGGAGGGCUCUUGGACUCCAUGCGUGCGUACACGGCAUGCUGACCUCUGGCUCCGAAUUCUGCCGCACCAGGAAAUUCUUGCACGGUUGAUUGUGGUUUGCAAGGUUACAUCCCAUCUUCAGCCGGACCUCGAGACUACAUUUGGUGACGAGUGGUGUUCAUACUACAACAACCAGGUCGACAGAGCGGCCGAACAGGCACAGUCCGCACGUGGCUCAGAUUUCUUGAAUCUUUGGCAGGGACUUUGCGAGGAUUGGGACCGCUUCUUUUCCGUUGCAAAGGAAGUCGCUGCGCUUCAUGUUCGAGUUGGUCAUAAGGCUACACGAAACAAGGUUUCCCGCGACAACGAGACACCGCAGCCCGCGCCACAACCGGACUGGGUCGGGUCUUUGGGACGACUGGGACAAGAAAACGAGGCAGCGCUGGCCAACAAGUAUGGUUCCGACUUCAUACGUGACCUGCGUACAUGGGCAGGUUUGUUGGAUGACCCGGCAGCGCCAGUGAAGUGGGUAAAACUGGGAUCCAUACCACUGCGCAUGCGGGCGGAUCAUUGGCAUGAGAUCGAAGUUUUCCUCGCUCAGCAGUUGCCACAGAGGGCGAUCUCUGGACACAGGC
This is a messenger RNA of Symbiodinium pilosum, 1784 nucleotides long. The record is from the annotation of a GenBank genome assembly. NCBI's taxonomy places the organism in Eukaryota, Dinophyceae, Suessiales, Symbiodiniaceae.